This is a messenger RNA of Tuber aestivum (summer truffle), 4383 nucleotides long. The record is from the annotation of a GenBank genome assembly. NCBI's taxonomy places the organism in Eukaryota, Fungi, Ascomycota, Pezizomycetes, Pezizales, Tuberaceae.
GCUUCAAAGGGUCAUAAAUAUUGAUCCCUAUACUAGCACUGGUUCCGUCGCUCGGGGCUUCAAAAGGGCGAAUACUAACGGCAUUGGCCCGUUUCCUAGGAACAUCUUUACUUGACAAGUUUUACAACCAAUUGUUGCUCUACCGGGACGACGUGCACGACUACAUUUUUUGCCGGAUAGGGGCCAAGUAUAGCAGAAAUGGAUGAACGUAGCUUCAUUCAGCUCUUGGAGAAUAUCCUUACUCGUGCGUUCUCCUCCUUCCUACACACCCUGCCAGCCCUUCUUUGCUGAAUUUUUUGCUCCGUUUGUGCAGCGGAUACGAAUAUCGUCAAACACGCUACGGGAACUCUCCGCCGCGACUACUACUCGAAACCGGAAUCCCUGCCCGCCCUUCUCCACCUCUUGCGGACCCAUCUGAAUCCUCAAAUCCGUCAGCUCGCGGCUGUGGAGGCUCGAAACCUUGUUCCUAGAUUUUGGGUAGCGAGGGACAAUGGCCCUUCGCAGAUUCCGGCGGAGCUCAGAAUCCAACUGCGGGAGUCGAUUCUUCAGUCCACACUUGAAGAGACAAACCCCUUGGUCAAACACUCCUCGGCUCGCGUUAUAUCUUCCAUGGCUAAGAUUGAUUUGCCGGCCGGCGAAUGGACGGAUCUUCCGGGUUUUUUGGUACGGGCUGCCUCUUCCGACAGAGCGGAGAACCGCGAGGUUGGCGUCUACAUACUGUUCACCCUAAUUGAGUCCUUGGAGGAAGUGGUUGCGGACAAAUGGCAUGAAUUCCUACCCCUAUUUUCUCGGACCAUCAACGACCAGGGAAGCAUGGCUGUCCGUUUGAAUACCUUACUGGCUCUUGGGAAGAUGGCCGAAUCCCUUAAUUCCGAGAAGCAUCCCGAUGGCGUUACUGCAUUCAAAGAGGUCCUUCCAUCAAUGGUUGCGGUUUUGAAAGAACUCGUUGAUGCGGGGGAUGAAGAGAAGGCUAACUCGGCCUUCGAAGUGUUUCAAACUUUGCUGAUUGUCGACUCAAGCCUUAUUUCGAGCCAUUUCCGUGACUUGGUCCAGUUCUUCUCGGAUUUGGCUUCUUCAACGAAUGUGGAUGACGAUUUCCGCUCAAAGGCUGUGUCCUUCCUUAUGUCCUGCUUGCGUUACAAGAAGAUGAAGAUGCAAUCGUUGAAAUUCGGCGAGCAGCUCACCCUACGCGCUCUCCAGAUUGUGACGGAAUUUAGGGACCUGGAAGAUACUGAUGAGGUGUCUCCUGCGAGGUCUGCGUUGGGGCUACUGGACUACCUUUCUGGCUCCCUCCCGCCAAGUCAGGUGGUGGUGCCGUUGCUUAAUGUGCUUCCCCAGUAUACUGGUAGUCAAGAUCCGGAAUAUAGAAAGGCGGCGGUUCUGGCUUUGGGAAUGUGCGUGGAAGGUGCCCCCGAUUUCAUUGCCACUCAGAUUAGCACAAUAUUCCCCGUCGUCCUUCAACUUUUAUCCGAUCCCGAGGCUAGGGUCAGGCAGGCGGCAUUGCAUACGGUUGCGCAGUUGGCGGAUGAUCUUGCAGAAGAUAUGGGUAGGGAGCACUCGCGUUUGAUCCCGGCCCUUAUUAGACUACUCGAUUCCCAUGAUGGAUCGGACGCUUGGAAGGCAGCAUGUCACGCUAUCGAUGCCGUGCUUGUCGGAAUCGACAAGAAGGAUGUUGAGGCCUACCUUCCCACCCUCAUGCCGAGAUUAUCCGAGAUGUUCCAGAGAGAUGAUCUGAAGUUGAAGGCUGCUGCUGUGGGAGGAAUUGGUUCUACCGCACAGGCGGCUAAGGACAGUUUUUCACCUUAUUUCCAGGCGACCAUGGGUGCUCUGUUCCCCUACAUUUUGGUAAAGGAUUCAGAAGAUGAGCUAGACUUGAGAGGCGUUGUCGUUGACGCUAUGGGAAACAUUGCGGAGGCUGUUGGGAUGCAGGCCUUUACACCCUACGUUCAACCUUUGAUGGAAUCUACUAUGGAUGGUCUCAAUCUGGGCCAUCCCCGUUUGCGAGAAACCAGUUUUAUGUUUUUUUCCAUUAUGGCUAGGGUUUACAGGGAGGAAUUCACGCCUUUCCUUCCGAAUGUCACCCAAGCUCUAUUCCAGAGCCUGGAACAAACAGAAACUGAUAUUGAUGUGGAGAUCGGCGAACUCGCGAAAGAUACCAUAAUAACAAGUGUUGGUGCUAUGGGCACCCAAAAAGUCACUUUGGGGGAGGAUAUACGGGGUGAGAUACAACCGAUAGAUAUUGACGCGGAUGAUGAAGAUGACGCUUUAUGGGAUGAGUUGAACGCUGUCAACGCAGUCGCUCUGGAGAAGGAAGUUGCAGCCGACGUUAUCGGAGAAGUGCUCAGCAAUUGCAAAGAAGGCUAUCUUCAGUAUUUGGAGAAGACUGUUGAGUUACUGGCCCUGAAAGCUCAACAUCCGUACGAGGGUGUCCGAAAGGCAAGUAUAAGCACGCUUUGGAGGUCUUACGCUACCCUUUGGCAAGUGAUGCAAAAUAGGGGAAUGGGCAAGUGGCUUCCUGGAUUGCCAUUGAAGGUCCAGCCAUCACCGGAGUUGGUGCGUCUCGGCAACGUUGUAAUCAAUUGCACGUUGGCUAAUUGGAGCAUCGAGACUGACAGGCAAGUUGUGAUUCUCGUUUUGAAGUUUUUGUUUUUGGUUAUACUAUCUUUACCUUUUACUUAUCGCUCUUGUGAAAAGAUGGGUGUGCUUCGUUAUACCCAUCUUAUCCAGAUACCCAGGUGGCACGUGCUACAAGCGCGAAUUCACCUCUGGCUUGUUACUUUCCUUUUCAAGAAUUGGGACCCGCUGACCGUUUGGGAGUGUCUGCUAACGCUGGUUUUCGUAUAACUAGAUCUACUGUAACGGAUAUCUGCGUAAAUGUCGCAGAGACACUUUCUCUUUGUGGGCCUGCCUUUUUAGUAGAUGCUACCGGAACCAUUAUGACUGAGCUUGCAAGUCAGCUUGUUCUUAUCUUGAGGAAGCAACAUCCAUCCCAACUCGGCGAGGAAGACGAAGAGUUUCCUGAGCUUUACGAAUCUUCCGAAUGUGAUUGGAUCCUGGUUGAUAGUGCGAUGGAUGUGGCUCUUGGCCUUUCUAAAGCUCUUGGGACUCAGUUUGGGGAAAUUUGGAAGUUGGUGGGAAAUUUGCUCAUAAAGUACGCCUCAUCCUCGGAGGCGGUAGAGCGUUCGACAAGUGUGGGUGUUAUUGCCGAAUGUAUCAAAUACAUGGAGGAGGGGUGUACACCAUAUACAUCCGUAAGUUUGUCAUCUUAGUGUUUUACCGAAAUUGGUUAUUGUUUGUUUCUUGGACCCUUUGCUGACUUGCUCCAGCAAUUAAUGAAAACUCUCCUUCACCGAUUGUCGGACGAGGAUCAAGAGACAAAAUCAAACGCUGCGUUUGCUAUGGGUAUGCUUUGCAUAAAGUCUCAGGCAGUGCAGGUUAUUACCAGUAAUUAUGGUACCAUUCUUCAUAAAUUGGAGCCCUUUUUGCAAGCGCAGAAUCACCGGAUGUUGGAUAAUGCCUGCGGCUGUAUUGCUAGGAUGAUAAUGGCACAUCCUAAUAGUGUUCCGCUUGGCGAUGUUCUUCCCGCCCUUGCAGGACUUCUACCCCUUAAGGAGGAUUAUGAAGAGAACGAGCCAAUUUAUAAAAUGCUUGUUCAACUCUGUUGGUUAUCCCCUUUGUACCUUUAAUCACUCUUUAAUCACUCGUGUCACCUGUUAUUAACAUUUUCUUAGAUAAAGACUCCAACCAAACUGCUUUCGGAAUGACGCAGCAGUUUGUCCCAAUAAUCGCCGCCGUGCUCUCCCCACCGGAAGAACAAUUAAUGCUUCAAACCCGCGAAGAGCUUAUUGGUCUUGUGCGAUUCUUAUUCAAGACCGAACCGGGUGUUAUACAGGGCUACGAUAACCUGAUCUCGCUCGCCAAUUAAUUAAGGAUAAAACCUUAGCUACACUUGAUAGAUUUCUGUUCCGUUUACAGCUCCUCUUUUUUAUUUUUCUCUGGAUAAUCCUAUUUGUGUUUUGUUUGGGGAAUAGAUCAAACGUUAGCGGGGAGGUUAUUUGACCUGAUUUUUUCGCUUUUUUCCUGUUAGCUGUCAUAGCACCUGUUUGGUAUGGGUUAAGGAGCGGACCGGUUUUGCUCAUUCUGGGUUUUCUUCCAUUCGCUUUCUUUCGGGUCGACAGAUAAAAACUUUAGUACUAUUGAUAAAAAAGGUGGGCAAUGGUAUAGGGUUUAGAAGGGUUUAUGGUCUGCUUUUCUUUGCUGUUAGCCUUCUGCAAAUCUUGAAAUAUUGUUUUUAUUGUCAUUUAUGGGCUUACUGUAAGUUAAUGCUAGCUUUGAAAAUUUUAAAAUUACCCGAGUAUUUCAAAUUGGGUUUAUCUUUCUGGC